AUGUUGUCAAAAUUCUGCAAGGUCGUCUGCGGCGUCUCGCCGUCCUCGACAACAGCGAUGGCCACCGAUGACAUACAUGACGACCACAAGCUGAGAUCGAAUGGGCUAAUCUCGCCGCUGCUAUCCCCCGAGCUGCUCAGAUUGCAUCCGUCCGUCGUCGACUUCUCGCUGAACACCGAUAACGAUGACGCCGCGGCAGUGCUGCCGUGCCUGGUGUUCGGGUCGGAAGACGGCUACCAGGCCUUCUCCCUGGACGAAGGCUGCAUGCGUGACGACGUUGCGAUGCGGCUGGCGCGCGGCCGCCGGUACGUGCCGUCACCGUACGGAGGGAAGGUGUUCGUGACGGACAUGUGCGGACGGUACCCUAGCCGUCUCAUCGACCCGUUCACCGGCGAGGUGACACCGCUCCCGGACCUGCCCAUCCCAUUAUCCGAGGAGACGCCGAUGCCGGUCGCGCGCGACGAGCCCGAGCCCCCUCGGUUCCGCCUCUCCACGGAGGACGGGUUCGCGUGGGACUGGUCCCCGCGCGGCGUCAUGGUGGCGCGCGGCGACACGGCGUUCUUCUGCGAGGCAGGUGGCGGCGAGUGGGCGCCGGUGCACCGGUCGAGGCACGGCUCGCCCAUGACCAUCAACUACCGCGCCGGCUUCUUCUUCGUGUUCGAUCUAGGCACGCUGCGCACCGCGGUCAUCGACUCUGAGACCCUGGACCGGUCCACGGAGAUCGACCCGCCGCCGCGCCUCGGCGACAUCACGUGGGCGUUGCUGGUGGCCUCCACCGACGACGUGCUGCUGCUGGUGCGGCGCCGCCCGAGAAACAGGUACUGCGACUCCGACGGGUCCUUUUUCCAGGCAUACCGCGCGCCGCACAGGGAGCAGCUGCCGGACAUGCCUAUCAAGUGGGAGCCAGUGACGGACAUCGGCGACCGCGCGGUGUUCAUGGACCACGCGCACGGCUUCACCGUCCGCGCCGGCGAAGGCGCGAUGAGGAACUGCGUGUACAGGGUCAGGGCUGUCGAGCUGAAGGAGGAGGAGCGGUCUCGGCGCGACGACGCGGCGCUGGAGGUCGUCGUGUCUCCGUUGAGCGACCUGAGGAAGAUAAAGGUGGUGGAGGGAAGCGAGGUGCUAAGACGCUGCAAGGUUCAGCCGACAUGGGGAGGAGGGUACUGGAUCAUGUGUAAGCAUGGACAGUCGCCAUCGUCGUAG
Messenger RNA from Lolium rigidum, 1203 nucleotides. RefSeq lists its product as uncharacterized. The coding region runs from base 1 to 1203 and encodes 400 amino acids. Lineage: Eukaryota; Viridiplantae; Streptophyta; Magnoliopsida; Poales; Poaceae. The record is from RefSeq and is a predicted model, not a curated record. The transcript has a single exon.